AUGGGCUCCUUUUAUGGUUGUUUGGCUGAUAGCCAACAACAAUACAAGAAGUCGUUGAUGAAUCCAAUCAAUAUUGGUAUUUUUGGUUGCACUGGACGCGUUGGGAGAAGAUUAUGCGUUUUGACAGAAGAACAUCCAGAGCUCACUUUGUCGGUCGCACUCUGUCAUGAACUUGUUGGAAAGCCACUCUACGAAGUGGAAUCGCAAAUCCCUAAAAGUUGCUCCUUGGUCGUCGUAUCUCCUACAGAUUUGGGAAAAUUGGCCGUCAAGCCAGAUGUGAUUGUUGACUUCUCAGCCCCCGCUGGAACAGUGACGUGCGUUCGACAGGCAGCGACUCUUGGAAUCCCGAUGGUGAUCGGCACAACUGGAUUGAAUCCUGAUCAAGAGGCAGUUAUUAGGACAGCCAGUCAAAAAAUUCCCAUUAUUCAUGCAAUGAACUUUUCACUGGGCGUCAACCUUCUGGUUCAAGUUGCAUCAACUGUCGCAGCAGCUUUGGGGGAGGAUUUCAAUAUCGAGAUUGUUGAAGCGCAUCACAAUAAAAAGGUCGACGCGCCAAGUGGAACAGCACUGGCACUAGCUGAUUCAGUAUGCCAGGCUUUGGGGCGCUCCCGUGAAGACCUUGUUCAAGGCCGAGAAGGGAUUGUAGGCAAACGCUCAACUCGCGAAAUUGGUGUUCACGCCCUGCGUAUGGGAAGUGUUGUUGGAGAUCAUACCGUUCACUUUGGCAGCGAAUUCGAAAGAAUCGAACUGACGCAUCGGGCGCAAAAUAGGGACGUUUUUGCGUCUGGGGCCUUGAGGGCUGCGCGGUGGUUGGCAAAUAAACCGCCAGGGAUGUACACAAUGGCUGAUGUGCUUUUUAAUCAAUCUGAGAAAUCAGAAAACUGA
This is a messenger RNA of Condylostylus longicornis, 885 nucleotides long. RefSeq names its product 4-hydroxy-tetrahydrodipicolinate reductase-like. The record is from RefSeq and is a predicted model, not a curated record. Gene Ontology annotation, molecular function: 4-hydroxy-tetrahydrodipicolinate reductase activity. Bases 1 to 885 code for a protein of 294 amino acids. Gene Ontology annotation, cellular component: chloroplast stroma. The transcript has a single exon. NCBI's taxonomy places the organism in Eukaryota, Metazoa, Arthropoda, Insecta, Diptera, Dolichopodidae.